AUGGAAAGCCUCAACCAGCAGCUGGAGCUCCUCCAGGCUCAGAAUUUGAACUUGACAGAGACUGUAAAGCAACUUGCCACCUCCAGAGGACAUAAAUGUAUUCCUUGUCCUGAGAACUGGCUACAGUAUGGGGAGAACUGCUACCACUUUUCAAAGGAAUGGAAAACUUGGCAAGAAAGCAAGGCUCAGUGCUCUGCUCUGGAGUCCAGACUUCUUAAGAUAGAGAGUAAGGAAGAGCUGGACUUAGUAAUGCGAUCGGCACAGUCUUACAGUUCUUACUCUUUCUGGAUUGGGCUGUCUCGCAACGGAGCUGGGGAGCCCUGGCUGUGGGAGGAUGGAUCAGCUUUCUCCCCUGAUCUGUUUCAGAUCCAACGAGCCAGCUCAAGUCCUUUCCUAGAUUGUGUGUGGCUUCAAGGUGCAAACAUAGACACUGCACAGUGUGGCGAGUACAAAUUUUACAUUUGUGAGAAAGUGGUGGAUCCUGCGGUGGUCGAGCAAGCGAGCUACUCGGACAGGCACUAG
Gymnogyps californianus (California condor) is the source of this 522-nucleotide messenger RNA. Its product is annotated as C-type lectin domain family 1 member A-like. The transcript is spliced from 4 exons. Bases 1 to 522 code for a protein of 173 amino acids. The record is from RefSeq and is a predicted model, not a curated record. Gene Ontology annotation, molecular function: (1->3)-beta-D-glucan binding. NCBI's taxonomy places the organism in Eukaryota, Metazoa, Chordata, Aves, Accipitriformes, Cathartidae. Gene Ontology annotation, biological process: cellular response to molecule of fungal origin.